Lasiosphaeria miniovina is the source of this 316-nucleotide messenger RNA. RefSeq lists its product as uncharacterized. The annotation marks the transcript as partial. The record is from RefSeq and is a predicted model, not a curated record. Lineage: Eukaryota; Fungi; Ascomycota; Sordariomycetes; Sordariales; Lasiosphaeriaceae. The transcript is spliced from 2 exons.
AAGACGGCGAAUACGACGGAGGCAAGCGAGGAGACUGAGAAAGAGAAGGAAACAACAGGCGGCGCAGCGGAAGAGAACGAGACGCGGGAGAAGGCAGCGGUAAAAGCUGGGGACAGCAAGGAGCACCUCUGAGGAUGGCACGCUCAAUACCCACGUGGUGUCCAACUCAAUCGGCCGGCCCGAGUAUAUACCUGGCCGGCCGAUUGAGUUGGACACGGCGGCACGGGGACACGGCGGCACGGCGUGAGUCUUCUCGGUAUAUGCGUCAUCAGGUAGCAAAUCUAUGGUUAUGCCGAACCUUGACGGCUCCAGGUUA